UAUAAACCUCAGCAGAAGCAGAGCUCCAAGAGGGCAACCAUGGCGGAGCUCGAGAACACAAAUGCGAUGCCCAAGCUCAUCAAUUUCCUCUCUUCUCUUCUUCAAAGGGUAUCGGAAUCCAACGACGUUGCCUACCAGUUCCACCCUCAGAAAAUCUCGGUGUUCCACGGCCUCACUCGGCCGACGAUUUCGAUUCAGAGCUACCUCGAGAGGAUUUUCAAGUACGCCAAUUGCAGCCCGUCGUGCUUCAUCGUCGCCUACGUUUAUCUUGAUCGGUUUGCCCAACGGCAGCCCUCUUUACCCAUUAAUUCUUUCAACGUUCACCGAUUGCUUAUCACCAGCGUCAUGGUGGCGGCGAAGUUCAUGGAUGAUAUGUACUACAACAAUGCUUACUAUGCAAAAGUUGGAGGAAUCAGCACAACAGAGAUGAAUUUUCUAGAGGUGGAUUUUCUGUUUGCUCUGGAAUUCCACUUGAAUGUUACACCCAACACUUUCCACUCCUACUACUCCUACCUGCAAAGAGAGAUGAUGUUGCAACCUCCACCCGUGCCAGAAUCCUCUCUAACCCUUGAAAAGUCACUAAAGCUUCACUUGUGCUUCAAUGAAGAUGAAUCCUCCCAUCAAAAGCAACAACAGCUAGCAGUUUAAUCUCUAAAAUAUAGUUUUAGAUACAAAGAUUGAAACUCAUGACUGAGUGCACCCAACCCACUUGUUGUCUCUUCCUUUUGGGGUUUUUCUUUUUUGGAUCUGAAAUUGUUUAGGUGUAUGUACAGAUAGUAGUUUGCUCUUUACAGUCUGGCCAUGGAGUUCUCUUAUUUACUGUGAACCUGAAUUUUCUGAAUUUGAUGCUCCUUUUCCUGUUUUGGUUGAUACUUUAUGUCUUAUCCAUGUUAGGAUUUUCAUAGCUUUUGGGGAGUGCCACUGAAAGGAAAAGUGCAGAGCAGAGGUGGAAAUGGGUUCAUAAUUUGGGAGAUUAAGAAUAUGAGUGGUGUUGUGAAUUUUGGUAUGGUGAUUUUUGGCAGGGAUUGUAUCUGACAGUUGUCUUGAUUUUCUUGGAGGGGACAUGGAACAUGUGCAAUCAUAUUGCAACUGGAGUCACCAGGGCCAACUUGGCCUUGUGGGUGAUGUAAUAACCCAAAAGGACUAAUUGACCCUGCCAGGUUGACUAUUAAAUUCUGUAUUUACAU
Messenger RNA from Rubroshorea leprosula, 1187 nucleotides. The record is from the annotation of a GenBank genome assembly. NCBI's taxonomy places the organism in Eukaryota, Viridiplantae, Streptophyta, Magnoliopsida, Malvales, Dipterocarpaceae.